AUGGCGCUGGCAACAUCAAGAAACUGCUGCACACGGCUCCUAAGGGAGUCGUCCCGGCUCAAUGCAGCUCUAAGUUCCGCAACACUGCCUUCUUUCCUGCUCCCUGCGUUUUCGAGGCCGUUUUCAAUCUCCAUCUCAAGACAAUCUCGAAUCGGCGCUGCCCCUAUCGCAGUGCCUCCAGAAGUGUCAUUACAAUUUCGCGAUCUGCCUCUAGACCAGACUGUAUCAAAGGCGCAGGCUAAAUAUGCUCCUGUCACUGCAGUGGACGUAACAGGCCCUCUGGGGUCACUGACAUUGAAAAUUCCGCCAUUUUCAACAUUAAAUUACGACCCAGAAUCGAGAAAGGCUUCAUUUGAAGUACAGGAUGUGACUGUCAAGCACCAGGCUGCCAUGUGGGGAACCAUUAGACAGCACCUACGAAACUACAUUCUUGGUGUUUCCGAAGGCCACAUAUGCAUCUUGAAACUAGUUGGAGUUGGUUUCCGUGCCUCUGUCGAAUCGUCUGCGAUCACCCUCACUCCUGAAUACCCUGGACAGCAAUUUGUCUCCCUGAAGGUUGGAUUCGCACAUCCUGUUGAGCUUGGUAUUCCUAAGGGCGUGGAGGCCCGGACUACGCAGCCCACGACUCUGCUCCUGGAAAGUAUCGACAAGGAGGUUGUGACACAAUUCGCCGCGGACAUUAGAAAAUGGCGACCUCCAGAACCCUACAAAGGCAAAGGUAUAUUCGUCAACGGAGAGACGAUUAGACUCAAGGCGAAGAAGAUCAAGUGA
Messenger RNA from Trichophyton rubrum CBS 118892, 771 nucleotides. Its product is annotated as mitochondrial 54S ribosomal protein YmL16. The record is from RefSeq and is a predicted model, not a curated record. The transcript has 3 exons. Gene Ontology annotation, cellular component: mitochondrial large ribosomal subunit; ribosome. Bases 1 to 771 code for a protein of 256 amino acids. Gene Ontology annotation, biological process: translation. Gene Ontology annotation, molecular function: structural constituent of ribosome; rRNA binding. NCBI's taxonomy places the organism in Eukaryota, Fungi, Ascomycota, Eurotiomycetes, Onygenales, Arthrodermataceae.